Panonychus citri (citrus red mite) is the source of this 1521-nucleotide messenger RNA. RefSeq names its product tRNA (guanine-N(7)-)-methyltransferase non-catalytic subunit WDR4-like (gene wuho). Bases 102 to 1382 code for a protein of 426 amino acids. The record is from RefSeq and is a predicted model, not a curated record. Gene Ontology annotation, cellular component: tRNA methyltransferase complex; cytosol; nucleus. The transcript has a single exon. Gene Ontology annotation, molecular function: tRNA (guanine(46)-N7)-methyltransferase activity; protein binding. Gene Ontology annotation, biological process: RNA (guanine-N7)-methylation. NCBI's taxonomy places the organism in Eukaryota, Metazoa, Arthropoda, Arachnida, Trombidiformes, Tetranychidae.
ACUCAUUGGUUCACAUUUUGAUUUUUAAUUGUUUUUAAUUUUAGCUUUUCAUUGUUUUCCAUUCAUUAAUCGAUUUUUAGUUUAAUUGGAACAAUUCAAAGAUGGUUCUUCUUAUUGGUAGCCAAUCUGUGAUAUCCAUUACCCAUAAACCUCUGACAGUAACAAAAUAUAAUCUUGAUGGAAAUUGUGAUUCUCCGGUGUUACUAAGUCUUCCGCCGAUAGUUAAUAAUUCAAAUGGUCCUCCUGGUUCAAUUUCUCGUGGUGCCGAUGCUGAGGAAAGCUCUGAUGAUGACAAUGUCGAUAAUAUUGGUGAAAAUGGUGCCGAAUCAAAUUCUAAUACUGCCAAAUCAGAUGGAAAUGUGACUUGUUUUGCAAAUGAGAAAAGACAUGUUGUCUCAGGUGGAUUAUCUCCUUCUGAGAAGUUUUUAGUUUUAUGUGAUGAUCAUAAACAGUUAAUUGUAUACGAAGUUGAUUCUUGGAAAGUUAUGGGAGCCAUUAAGGUUGAAAGAAAAUGUGAUCAUAUUAUUUUCAAUGAGAAAGAGGAUAAAUUUAUUGUCUCCGAUCGUUCUGGUUGGAUUUAUGGUUACGAGAUUAAUGCUUUUAUUGACCAUUCGGAAAACAAAGGGAAAUUUCUUCUUGGACAUAACGCAAUAAUUUUGGACGUUAAAUUCAGCCCUGGAUCUAGAUUCCUAGCUACAUGUGACCGUGAUGAGAAGAUUCGAAUUUCUAACUUCCCAAAUUCUUAUAACAUUGAAUCAUAUUGUUUGGGUCACACAGAAUUUGUUUCAUGCCUCGGAUUUAUUGAUGACCAAACUCUCGUCUCUGGAAGCGGCGAUGGAACACUAAGAGUUUGGGAAUAUAUUAAAGGAAAAGAACUGAGCUGUCAUAAUUUCAAAGAUGAUUUGGAACUAAAUCAAAAGGACGAUAAAAUAGCACCAAUGGAAAUACACAUAACCACAGUCGAUGUAAUCGGAACCGUGGUUAUUGUUACUUUUUUCAAUUCACCAACAUUCAUUACCUACACUUAUGAUAAAACUACUAAGAGCUUAGUGAACUUGAUCAAGACCAAAGUCGAGGCCAAUAUACUUGGGUCAGCGCUCAAUAAUUGCGGUGGAUUUUUAUGUUUCAUCGAGCAACCAUUUUCCAUUGCAUGUUUUGAACUAUCGAUGUAUAAAGGUGAAGUUUGCCUGUUCGAAGCGAGUCAUAAACUGACCACUGCUCUUUUACAAAAUGUUAAAUUCGUCGAGGAAUAUAUUGUCGAAAGGAAACAAUUAACUAACAUUGGAUGGCUUUGGAAAAACUCUUACAACAAUCAGAAUGUAUAUUUGGAACGGAAAAAGGAGAGACAAGAAACACAGAGCAAGAAACUAAAAUCAAUCUGAAAAUCAACAAUUAAAACGAAAAUGAUAUGAAACUACAAUCAAAUAUUGCCACUCAUCGUCACUUAUCAAAUCAUCCACUGUAAAUUCACUAAUCAAUAUUUUGACCUCAUCAAAAUUAAAGACCAUUAAUUAAGUUAAA